Cavenderia fasciculata is the source of this 1995-nucleotide messenger RNA. RefSeq lists its product as uncharacterized. Gene Ontology annotation, cellular component: membrane. Bases 1 to 1995 code for a protein of 664 amino acids. The transcript is spliced from 4 exons. Gene Ontology annotation, molecular function: ATP binding; ATP hydrolysis activity; ABC-type transporter activity. The record is from RefSeq and is a predicted model, not a curated record. NCBI's taxonomy places the organism in Eukaryota, Evosea, Eumycetozoa, Acytosteliales, Cavenderiaceae.
AUGUCAAGCACUAUGGAUUUAGAGUUGAGCGUAAUCGACCAUCACCAUCAGAACAAUAAUAAUCAUUAUUUCCAACAUAAUAAUAAUAAUAAUGAAGACGAAUUUUUUACAACUACAACCAAUUUAAUCAGUAAUAACAAAUCGAAUAUUAAUGGAAAGGUACAAUUGGUAUUUAAAAAUAUAUCUUAUAGUAUUAAUAAGAAACCUGAAAAGGUGAGGAGAUGGAUAUGGCCGGAUCAAAGAAAAAAGGGUGUCGACGGAGAAGUGGUUGGUGGAGCGUCAGAGAAAACUGGAAACUCAAAACAAAAGGAAAUUACAAUCUUGCACAAUGUCAGUGGCGUCGUGGAGCCUGGAAGUCUGUUGGCGUUGAUGGGACCAAGUGGAUCGGGUAAAAGUACGUUGAUAGAUAUUUUAGCCAAGAGAAAGAGUAGUGGUACUGUCACUGGCGAGAUAUUGGUCAAUGGAAAGCAGAUUAGUGACUCUUCGUACAAACAAUACUGUUCCUAUGUAACACAGGAAGACACGUUACUCCAAACUUCAACGGUCGAGGAAACACUUACAUUCUACGCUGACCUUAGACUACACGGUUACACUCGAGAACAAAAGAUGGAACGUGUUAGAAAUGUUUUACAAGAGAUUGGGUUGACUGAAAAGGCCGAUACCAAAAUUGGAGGGUUGUUACCCGGUGGUAUUGUAUUGGGUGGGUUGUCUGGCGGAGAGAAACGUCGUGUGUCGAUUGGAUGUGGACUAGUCACCAACCCGAGCAUCAUUAUAUGCGAUGAAGCUACUAGUGGGCUAGACAGCGCCUCUGCACUGUCUGUCAUGAACACAUUGACCAGUCUAACGCAAAAAGGUGUCACUGUCAUUUGCUCGAUCCAUCAACCACGUACUGAAAUAUACAAUCUCUUUAGCAAGGUCAUGAUCCUCGUCAAAGGUCGCCUGAUAUACGGUGGAAACAAGCCACUUGCAUACUUUGAGUCACUUGGCUACUCGUGUCCCACCUAUCUCAACCCCGCCGACUUCUUUUUAGACACUGCAGUCUCCAUCGGCGAAAGUUUCAACUAUCUAGAUAUUUGUGAACAAUGGGAAAAUAACAAAGAGUCAUUAUCAAUGUUUGAUAACCUAGUUCAAGAUUUACCAAUUGAAAUUAGACCAAGACCAUCAGGAUUAUAUCAAUAUAAAGUAUUAGUUUCAAGACAAUUUAAAGAUUAUAUUAGAAACCCAGGUAAUUUUUGGUCAAGAACUAUAACGGCAUUUGUAAUGGGACUGUUGUAUGGAGCAUGUUUUGCUAAUCUUUCAGAUAGCCAAGAAGAUAUAUCUAAAAAGAUUGGACUGUUAUUCUUCCUCGGUGGAACAUUUAAUUUAUUACCAUUUACUUCUAUUUCCCUUUUCCUAUCGGGUAGGACAUUGUUUAAUGCUGAAAGAGCUGCUAAAAUCUAUCACCCAUUCCCAUACUUUAUAGCAAUGUUGUCGGUUGAAUUUGUUACGGUAUUUUGUGUGACUAUUGCAUUGGCUGGUACUACUUAUUGGAUAUCUGAUCUGAGGUCUGAUGUACCUAGAUUCUUUUUUGCAAUGUUGGUUUUAUUGGUCGUUCAUAUCUUAUCGGAUCUAUGUAUCAUUACAUUAUCCAAUCUCACAGCUACUCAAGAUCAUGCCAUUUCAAUCAAUUCAGCACUUACCAUUGUCUACCAACUUUUCGCCGGGUUUUACGUUCCCGUCAAACAACUACCAAGUGGUUUUAGUUGGCUUCAUUGGAUUAGUCCUCUCUUUUACGCUUUUACUUCACUCAUGAUCAAUGAAUUUGAUGAAGUCAUCCUUCAGUGUCCUGAACCCCCAAAACCUUGUCUUUUCCCAACUGGCUACAAUGUAUUAGAUUAUUGGGGUAUUACAACUUGGUCAAGAGAAAAUACUUUUGCUGUUGUUGUUACUUGGAUGGUUGUAUUCUUUUUCACUGCUUAUUGGGCACUUUGUAAAUUACACAAAGAAAAAAGAUAG